Messenger RNA from Eucalyptus grandis, 3447 nucleotides. RefSeq names its product ethylene receptor 2. Gene Ontology annotation, molecular function: phosphorelay sensor kinase activity; protein binding; ethylene receptor activity. The transcript is spliced from 3 exons. The record is from RefSeq and is a predicted model, not a curated record. Gene Ontology annotation, biological process: phosphorelay signal transduction system; response to ethylene. Lineage: Eukaryota; Viridiplantae; Streptophyta; Magnoliopsida; Myrtales; Myrtaceae. Bases 820 to 3120 code for a protein of 766 amino acids. Gene Ontology annotation, cellular component: endoplasmic reticulum; endoplasmic reticulum membrane.
CCUCCCCGGAAAACAGACGGCGCCUUCAAAACCUCUCUCUCUCUCUUUUUUUCUCUCUCUCUCUCUCUCUCUCUAGUGUCUCUCUAGUGUCUGUCUUGAUUGAUAUAAGAAGCCCCAGCAGCAGCACGAGCGCAUGCGUCGGACCGAAGAGCUGCUUCCGGGAACCUGCAUUCCUCUCUCCCUUCUGGUCGUGUCUGAAUCCAGCCCUGUAAAAUUCCCAAACCACCCCCCCACCAAAACCCAACCCUCCUUUGCAUAAAGAGAGAAGAAAGAAGACACAAGGCGUUGCUCCCCCUUCUUCGUCUUCGUCUUCGUCUUCGUCUUCGUCUUUUUCUCGUUCUUGGCGCUGCAUCAGCGGCUCGCGCGGCCCGAGGUGGCCGGUUGAAUGCGCGGCGAGUGCCGCCUAAAAAACCCAAAUUUUUAUUUCCCCUCCCUUUCUCCGAUUGCUCUCGGGAUUCGCGACUGCUGUUGGGUUGGGGGGUCUGUAUUCCGUACCAAAAUCGGUUCGUUGUAUCCAACGGAGCGAAAUGAUAUCAGUGCCAAUAUAACUAUUUGUACAAGUACAUGAUAGAGAGAGAGAGAGAGAGAGGGUGCUCUCUCUUCCUUUGCAUGUGAAGGAUCUGGACUCAGAGCCAGGGGCUUUGUUCGAAAUCUGGGCACGGCAAUUUUUUGGAUAAUGGAUGCCGGAGAUCUCGGUUCGGAGAAGUCUUCUGAGACCACGCGUGAGCUUGUCGUCAUGUCGUCGAGAUUUUCAGAUGGGUCCUGCUCUCGAGAAGUUUAGUGUCGGAUGGAUUGAACUGGCUGCCCUGCUUCAAUGCAAUGUUAAAGAAAUUAGCUUCCGGGAUUUUUAUCUCUUCUCUGCUCAUUACCGUUUCAGUGGCUGAUAAUGGAUUCCCACGAUGCAAUUGCGAUGACGAGGGAAGUUUGUGGAGCGUGGAAAGCAUUCUGGAGUGCCAGAGAGUGAGCGACUUCUUGAUCGCCGUGGCCUACUUUUCCAUCCCAAUUGAAUUGCUGUAUUUUAUUAGCUGCUCGAACAUCCCGUUCAAAUGGGUCCUGUUUCAAUUCAUUGCCUUCAUUGUUCUGUGCGGAUUGACCCAUCUGAUCAAUGGGUGGACUUAUGCCCACCAUCCCUUCCAACUCAUGGUCGCACUCACCGUGUUCAAGAUUUUAACUGCUCUCGUCUCUUGUGCCACGGCGAUAACGCUCAUCACCCUCAUUCCUCUGCUUCUCAAAGUGAAGGUGAGAGAGUUCAUGUUGAAGAAGAAGGCUUGGGAUUUGGGGCGAGAGGUAGGGAUCAUAAUGAAACAGAAAGAAGCUGGUUUGCAUGUGCGGAUGCUCACACAAGAGAUUCGCAAAUCACUUGAUAGGCAUACUAUUUUGGACACGACCCUGGUCGAGCUGUCCAAGACACUGGGGUUGCAGAACUGCGCAGUUUGGAUGCCUAACAAUGGUAAAACCGAGAUGAACUUGACGCAUGAGAGGGGAAGGAAUUACUCAGGAACCUAUCACAUCCCUAUUCCGAUAACUGAUCCAGAUGUUGUUGCAAUUAAGCAGAGCGAUCAGGUGCAUAUUUUGAGACCUGACUCAGAACUCGCAACUGCAAGUAGUGUAGGGCCUGGGGAGUCCGGCCCAGUAGCCGCAAUUCGGAUGCCGAUGCUUCGUGUCUCCAACUUCAAGGGAGGGACCCCUGAACUCCAUCCAGCAUGUUAUGCGAUACUGGUCCUGGUCCUUCCGGGUGGAGAGCCACGAUCUUGGAGCAAUCAAGAACUCGAGAUUAUCAAGGUGGUGGCCGAUCAGGUGGCAGUGGCUCUCUCACAUGCAGCAAUCCUUGAGGAGUCUCAGUUAAUGAGAGAGAAACUGGAGGAGCAAAACCGGGCUCUACAGCAGGAAAAGAGGAACGCUAUGAUGGCAAGUCAGGCCCGAAGCUCAUUCCAAAAGGUCAUGAACGAUGGGCUAAAGAGGCCUAUGCACACGAUCUCAGGGUUGCUCUCGAUUAUGCAGGAUGAGAGUUUGAAUGCGGACCAAAAAAUUAUUGGAAACGCAAUGGCAAGAACCAGCGCCGUCUUGGCAAAUUUGAUAAAUGAUGUGGUGAACAUGUCAACUAAGAAUAGCGGGAGAUUUCCAUUGGAAGUAAGAUCAUUUUCUAUGCAUGACAUGAUAAGAGAAGCAGCUUGCUUGGCUAAGUGCUUGUGUAUCUACAAGGGGUUCAGUUUUGAAUUGGACAUUGAUAGGUCCUUGCCGAACAACGUAAUGGGCGAUGAAAGGAGGGUUUUUCAGGUAAUUCUGCAUAUGAUCGGUAACUUGCUGAAUGACAGUAAUCAAGGGAAAUUAGUUACCCUUCGAAUUCUUCGUGAGAAAGCCAGUGGAAGUCAGGGAAGGUAUGAUCGAGGUUGGGUGACGUGGAGGUCCGAAUCAACUGAUAGAGGUGUGCGUAUCAAAUUUGAAGUUGGAAUAAGCGACGACAUUUCUCUGUUGGAGAGGUCAGUUUCGACAAUCCAGCUUGGAGGUCGGAAAUACAACAGUGAUGGGGUUGAGGAGGGCUUCAGCUUCAGCAUCUGCAAAUGGCUAGUACAGUUGAUGCAAGGUAACAUCUGGGUAGUCCCGAACACUCAGGGCUUCGCUCAGAGCAUGACACUUGUCCUACGGUUCCCACUCCGAGAGUCCAUCUCAGUGACCAUUUCUGAACCGGGGCCAUCUCCAGAUUAUACACUCUCCAACUCAGUCUUCACAGGCUUAAAAGUAUUGCUCGUGGACUCUGACGAUGCGAACAAGGCCGUCACCCGGAAGCUUCUUGAGAAGCUAGGCUGCAAGGUGUCCACUGCCUCUUCGGGAUUCGAGUGCCUCGGCGCUCUCCGCCCCUCUGAAUCGUCUUUCCAGAUUGUCCUUUUGGAUCUUCACAUGCCCAGCUUGGACGGGUUUGAAGUGGCAAAUAAGAUUCGCCAGUUCCACAGCAGUACCAAUUGGCCAGUGAUUGUCGCCUUGACCACUAGCGGUGACGAUAUUUGGGAACGAUGUUUGCAGGUCGGAAUCAACGGAGUUAUCAGAAAACCAGUCCUCUUGCACGGAAUGGCCAACGAACUUCGGAGAGUCCUGUUGCAGCCAAGCAAGACGCUGCUAUGAAAUGUGGAUGAAGCUCCAUUCCAAGAUGUAAUGCCUCAAUGUCAAUAACUUACCCUUCCUCCUUAUUACCUACCAAGAUUUUCAACAUAUAAAAGUUGUCCUACACACAAAAGAAGGCUCAGUCAACAUUAGAAAUGUAACAUACUAGUCCUUUUUCAUGCCCUUGCUUUUUAUGCAUUUUGUAGUGAUCAGAGAUCCUUUCUAGAUUGCCAUUUUGGCAAAACAUGUCAGCUCUUCGAGAAAACUAAAUUAUUGCUUGCUAGUUUUUAAACGAUACAUGUAUGCAACUCACAUUUCAGUGAAAUAGAUAUGAACUCUUGGACCAAA